Molecule: messenger RNA, 1328 nt
Organism: Passer domesticus (house sparrow)
Lineage: Eukaryota; Metazoa; Chordata; Aves; Passeriformes; Passeridae
Gene: GLOD4
Product: glyoxalase domain containing 4
Exons: 9
Coding region: 112-1008 (298 amino acids)
Source: RefSeq, a predicted model, not a curated record
CCAUGGCACCGCCCGUGAGGGCACCGCCCCGUGAGGGAAGGGCCGCCAUGGCACCGCCCCGUGAGGGCAGCGCCUCCGCGCACGGUGCCCCGUGACGCCACCGCCGCCGCCAUGGCCGCCCGCAGGGCGCUGCACUUCGUCUUCAAAGUGGGAGACCGGGCCCGCACGGCGCGGUUCUACCGCGAGCUGCUGGGCAUGAGGGUGCUGCGGCACGAGGAGUUCGAGGAGGGCUGCAAGGCCACCUGCAACGGCCCUUAUGAUGGAAAAUGGAGCAAGACCAUGGUGGGCUAUGGACCAGAGGACAAUCACUUUGUGGUGGAGCUGACUUACAAUUAUGGCGUUGGAGAAUAUCGCCUGGGCAACGACUUCCUGGGCAUCACUCUGGUGUCCAGCCAGGCUGUGAGCAACGCCAAGAAGAUGGAGUGGCCCCUCAAAGAGGUCACCUCUGGUGUCUUUGAAACUGAAGCCCCAGGAGGAUACAAGUUCUACCUGGAAGACAAGGAACAGUUCAAGCAAGAUCCCGUGUGGAAGGUAACCCUGGGUGUCUCAAACCUGAAGAAGUCUGUGAGCUACUGGUCUGGCUUGCUUGGGAUGAAAAUAUAUGAGAAGGACGAGGAGAAGCAAAGGGCUUUGCUGGGCUAUGCUGACAACCAGUGCAAGCUGGAGCUGAGGGCUGUUGGAGGGGCAGUGGAUCACGGGACAGCGUUCGGCCGCAUCGCCUUCUCCUGCGCCAAGGACGAGCUGCCGAGCAUCGAAGCCCUGAUGAAAAAGGAGAAUCAGAAGAUUCUGACGCCUCUGGUCAGCUUGGACACGCCUGGCAAAGCCACGGUGCAAGUGGUUAUUCUGGCUGAUCCUGAUGGCCACGAAGUCUGUUUUGUGGGAGAUGAAGCCUUCAGAGAGCUGUCCCAGGUGGACCCUAAUGGUGACAAGCUGUUGGAUGAUGCCAUGGCUGCAGACAACAGUGACCAGUGGUUUGCUGAGCACAACAGGAAGAAGGUUUCAGCGUAGCUGGGAGAGGAGGAAUGGACUGGGCUGCUCCUUGGAGCUCUUCCAGAAAGUGCCAAUCCUGCUUCAAGUGCUGCCUCCCCUGUCAGAAGGUGCUGGCAUGUCCCGUGGUGGGGUUUUUUUUUGGGUUGAUUUGAGCUGAUGUCUCUGGAUUUAAGCUGCUCUCUGCCUUUUUCACAUCUCCUCCUUCCAAAAAAGCUGCAGCAAAGGAGCAGCUUGGCUGCAACAGCAGGGAUCAGGAAAACCUCACAUUUCUGUGGUGUUGUACUUGAAAGAAAGGUGGAGAGACACGUUAUUUUCUGAUUAAUUAAUUUCCUGAUUAA